AUGAUUCACAGCCACGAGAACGGCCGCAGUCCAUGUCCUGGAAUCAACACCUUUGCGAACCACGGCUUCAUCCCCCGCGAUGGUUUCAACGUUUCGUUCGCCGAAAUCAGAGCAGGCAUCGUCGAAGCCGCCAACUUCCAUCCAAGUCUGAUAGACAGCAUCAUAGCAGCGGGCGUCGGUGGUUCCACGACCGAGUAUGAUGAUACCAUACAUCUAGACGACCUGGCCAUACACGGCUUCCCCGGCGAGGUGGACGGCAGCAUGAGCCGCAACGACAUCUUCUUUGGCGACAACCACAGCUUCAACGCCACCAUCUGGGACAUGAGCUUUGCGCACUUCCACAAUCCCGUCGUGUCCGUCCAGGAUGCCGCACAGGUGUGCGUGGACCGGUUCGCGGCGGACGACGCCGCCAAUCCGGAGUUCGACCCGAAGUCGCCCGAGGGAACGCCGCCCAUGACGGUGUGCUUCGGGUCCGCCGGGCUAUACAUGCUUCUAAUGCGGGACGCCGAUGGCAACCCGGUGCGGGACUGGAUAAAUACCUUCUUCCGCCAUGAACGACUCCCUGAGGGUUGGGCCAAGUGGCCUACUCCGGUGACUGCGGAUGACUUGAACGCUUCCCUAGAAGCAGUCAUGGCGGCAGCUUCUGGGCUUACACCCUCGGUGAGAAGACAUCUGCUGUAG
Anthostomella pinea is the source of this 681-nucleotide messenger RNA. The record is from the annotation of a GenBank genome assembly. Lineage: Eukaryota; Fungi; Ascomycota; Sordariomycetes; Xylariales; Xylariaceae.